AUUCUCCUCCUGGCUGACUUCACAGGGAGGCUCCGGAGAUAGUGAGAGACAAGAGAGAGAGAGAGAGAGAGAGAGAGAGAGAGAGAGAGAGAGAGAGAGAGAGAGAGAGAUGGCUGAAGGGAAGGAAGACUGGACCGGGUCAAGAGCGGCUUUGGAAACCAACAUAAGGUGACCUUGACCGCGGAGACAGUCCGGACCCAAAGGAGUACCGCAGCGACCCGCCGGCCUGCUCACAGCCUGUUUGACAGCGACCCGUUUCCUUCCUGCUCAUCCGAAGGAACAAUCAUCAUCAAAAUCAUCAUCAACAUCAUCAUCAUCAUCAUCAUAUGCAGAUUUCCCUCCCGGAAGGAUUCCUCAACUGCACCAGAGUCCCCCCCCCCCCUUUUUUUGGGAUCGCCUGUCAAAGGCGAGGCUCGUCGCAUCGGCCGCUGUGUGGCUGUAGGAUCUGCUGACCCAGUGGAGCUCCAGCUCCAGAAGCCCAUGGCCCCGGCUUCUCUCCACCAGUGAGAGGUGAGCCAAGCUGGCCUCCCCGGACCCCUCCCUGUCCCCGGCCCCAGACCUGGACCCGGACCCGGAUCCCGACCUCCACACCAACGAGGAGCAGUAUGUGGGCGAGGGCGAGUUCAGCCAGCUGGAGACACACCCGGCGGCGCCUGACUGCAGGGACGCCGAGACCAUCACGGAUGUGUGCAACAGCACCGACCUGCCGGAGUUCGAGAUCAUCAGUCUCCUCGAGGAGCAGUUGCCGGUGUACCGGCUGCGCGCCGACACCGUCUACGGCUACGAGCACGACGACUGGCUGCACACUCCCCUCGUGGCGCCGGACGCCAGGCUGGACCUGACCACGGAGCAGAUCGAAGAGACGCUCAAAUACUUCUUGCUGUGUGCGGACAGAGUGGGCCAGAUGACGAAGACCUACAACGACAUCGAUGCUGUCACACGUCUGCUGGAGGAGAAAGAGAGAGAUCUGGAGCUGGCUGCCAGGAUCGGCCAGUCGCUCCUCAAGAAGAACCGGCGUCUGACGGAGCAGAACGACUACCUGGAGGAGCGAGUGGCACAAAUCACCGAGGAGGUGGCCCAGCUGCACCAUGAGCUGAACCUGAAGGACGAGCUGCUGCAGUUUUACACCAACGCGGCGGAGGAGAGCGAGGACGAGUCCAGCAGCUCCCCGACGGGGAAGAAGAGUAAGGUGGAAACUGCUUUCGGAGGCACGCUGCAGAAGAAACUCAAAGAGCUGGAAGAGGAGAAUCUCUCACUCCGCUCAGAGGCACACCAUCUGAAAUCAGAGACUGAGAUUUACGAAGAAAAGGAGCAGCAGCUGGUCAACGAAUGUGUGAAAGAGCUCCAGUUGUCCAGUCUCCAGAUCUCCACCAUCGCGGAGGAAUUGGCUCGUAAGACCGGGGAUGCUUCUCGCCAGCAGGAGGAGAUCACACACCUCCUCUCACAGAUAGUAGACCUGCAGAAGAAAGCCAAAACUUACGCGGUGGAGAACGAGGAGCUGUCUCAACACCUGGUGGCAGCUAAGGAGGCCCAAAGGCAACUUACAGCAGAGCUCCAGGAGUUGGAUGAGACGUAUUUAGAGUGUAUAGAGAUGCUGCAUGAGGCCCAGGAGGAGCUGAAGAACCUGAGGAACAGGAACUUCCCUGCGGGCACCCCUCGACGCUUCCAUCCCCUGGGACUGUACCCGAUGGAUUCUCUGGCAGCUGAGAUUGAGGGAACGAUGAGGAAGGAGUUGAGCCUGGAUGACCCCGAGUGUGAGGAACAGAAGUUCCACCGGAAGCGCGUGUUUGAGACGGUGAAGAACAUCAACCAGACGGUCCGCCAGCGCUCGCUGACCCCAACCAGCGCCAACAUCCCGGGCUCCAACCAGUCUCUGUCGGCGCGUACGUCGCCCCAGUCCAGCGGCCUCUGCACACCUCACUCCAGUGUGUACGGAGGCGACGGCGUUGCCCUCGACAACCGAACGCAGAGCAUCCUGAUGGAGACGGCAGACAAUCGGGAUAGCAGCGCAGAGGCCAGAGAGAAGAAGGCCAGCGGAGUGGAGGACCUGCGGCUCGCCCUGCGCCGCCUGUCUCUGCGUCGACAAAACAACCUGAGCGAGAGGCGCUUCUUUGAAGAGGACAGAGAGCGGAGACGGGGAGGACACGGGGGUCUGCACGAUUCCCGGUUCCAGGAGAGCGCCUUGACCCCCUCGGAAAGCAUCAUGUCCCUCGGGAACCUCCACCUCUGGGCCUCGCGAGGGCCCUACCUCCCCGACAAGCUCCAGAUCGUCAAACCGCUUGAAGGCUCUGCAACGCUGCAUCACUGGCAGCAGUUAGCCCAGCCGCACCUCGGCGUGAUUCUGGACGCCAGGCCGGGAGUCGUGCCGAAGGGCUACCGACCCCUCGAACUGGAGCUGGAGCAGGUAUAUCCUUGGGGUAGCUUUGAGGAGGAGGAACCGGGGGAGCAAUACUUCCAGAAUCUUCCCACCUGCUCCUCCUCCGCCUCUGCCUCGCCAGCCGUGGCCUCCACCUGCACCUCCACCUCCACCUGCACCUCCACCUUCACCUGCACCUCCGCCUCCAGCACGGGUAACGCAAACCUCGGGCCACCUCCGCCCUGCCUCGCUUCACCUUCUCCACUAUCCCCAUCGCCACAUCUCAGCAACACUGACAUCCUGGCCGCAUACUACCCAGGUAAAUGCAUGGCCCACACCAGCUCUACCUACACCUUCACAACCUGUCGGAUCCUCCAUCCGACCGAUGAGCUGACGCGGGUCACGCCAAGUCUAAACUCAGCCUCGACGUCAUCGUCCUCCUGCGUGAUGACCAGCACCUUGUUGGGAACUCCGGCUGCUACACCCUGCACGCCCCGCAGGCUCGGCCUCAGGCCGUCCGAGUCCUCUACUAACCUCAGAGAUGCAACACGCACCACCAGCACCUCCCUGGGGUUAGUGCGCCUUCUCCAGGAGAGAGGGAUCUCCGCAGCGAUGUACCACCAGAGCCAGGGCUUGGAGUACGGUCAGGGAGGAGUCCUAUUCAGCACCUCCAUCACCCCCAACCGAGCGCCCAACCCCGACCCCCUGCACCCCUCUACCCCUCCCAGCUCGCCCACAGGACACGGACCUUCAGCUGUGCCAACGUCUGCGGGCUUCGACUUCAAGAGCCCUUCCUACGACAACUUCCUUACAUCUAAACCGGCCCGCUCCAUUCUGAAGGAGGUGACGGGGAGGAUGAGGGGCAGGCAGAGGGGGAAGGAUUGCGAAAGCCAGACGGACGUUAGCGUGACCGUCCACAACCUCAACCUGCUGGACAAGGUGAAGCGGCUGGGUGUGGCUGGAGGUCCGGGGGGCAGAGCAAUGAGUCCCGGCCCCAUCCUGGGGCCUCUUGGCGGGCUGCGCAGGUCCGGCUCCCCUUUUGGGCCCGAUGGAAUGAGGAGGAACCGGAGUUAUCCAGCCAUGGUUGGGGCCAGCAUGGCCAUGAAAGCCCCGGGGCCCCAGGAGUAGUCCGAACUGCUGCUGGUCAUUAGAGUGGCCGAGUAGGAGCCGGGCGGGGGGGCCACGGACCGACUGUUGACCAGUCACCUGGAGCCCAAACACUGACUCACACUGUUCAAACUGUACGACAACAACGUGGCACGACUGACCAGUCUCACUGCUGUGGUUCCUCACAGACACUCGUCCACGCUUUAGUGCUUUUAGGAGGUUCAUGGAGACGGAGCCGGAGGGGAAAACAAUCAGCGCCGCACAUAGAAAUACAAUCAGCGCACGACGGACGCAAAACAGUUUUUUCCGUGGUUGUUUGUUUCGUUAGCUAGCUAGCUUGCUAAUUCCACGUUACCUAAAUGCUACACUGGUUUCCGUAAAUGAGGCGAACAAAUGUGUCACUUAUCUGACCUAAACAUGUCCGUUGCUCUGCACAUCCAGCUACACUGGUUUGAAGUGGAAUGCCUAUUCUACUCGUGUUUAAUUUAUAUUAUGCAACCGAGGGCUAAAAGGCUAACAAAUGCCUGUAGCUAGCUAGCUAAAACCAUUCGUUUUUUUUCAGCAUGUCAAAGGAGUAUUUUAAAGAAGCUAACGUUAGCAAUGUGUUGCAAGGUACCGUAGUUAGCAAAGGCACCUGCGAACAUGUUACGGCACCGCUUUCUGAUUUAUUCAAGUUGCAUAUCGUCAAAAUGCUUUAAUAACUGAUAACUAAUAACUUUGGACAAAAUGCUUCCUACACAGAAUCCUGAAGUGUUCCCCUUAUUUCUGAUGUUCGCUCACUGAGACUCCUACCUGACUCUUACAUCCCCACUACACAGCAGUUUUUAGACUUUUUUUUCAGUUUCAGUUCACUUUUUUUUUUAGUUUCAGUUCACACAAAAUGUCUGCUAGCAAAGAAAUGUACUCUUUUAUUUAUGCCCGUGGGGAAAUUCUUCUCUGCAUUUGACCCAUCCUUAGUUAUUAAGGAGCAGUGGGCUGCAGCGAAGUGUCCGGGGAGCAACUGGGGGUUCAGUGUCUUGCUCAAGGACACUUCAACAUGCAGCAACUUUUGGGGGAGAGCGGGUGGUUACGGGACGACCACUCUCCCCACUGAGCUACAGCCGACCUAAAUGUAAUAAUGGAGAGCAAUGAAUUGUUUUCCCCUCCCGCGUGGUCUCAAAAGCAACAUUUCUUAUUAUAUAUGCAGACAUGCAGAUAUGUUUAUUUUUAUGUGCUCGUAUUAUGAAGCAACUCUAAAAUGUAAAAAAAUCUGGGAAUAUAAAAAACUAUUAUAUAUCAUUUUAUGUAAUUCGGUAAACUAACCCAUUAAAAGCAUAAUACAAAUUAUAUAUAUGUAUAUAUAUUGAGAUAUCACCCGGUGCUGCGUACUCACAUCCCUGCUUUGGAGACUGACUCUGCUGGCUAGAUGUAGUACUUCCACUCUUGCCUUUUCUGAAAAAACAUCCACAAAAUCCCACUCACAUCCAGACAGCUGCACUCUGUUGAAUCUGCCAAUCGCACUAGUUGGCUCUUUGUCGUCUCUGUUGUACGAAACCAUGCCUUUCUUCUUCUUCUUGUUCUUCUUCUCUAUUACUGGAUUAAGAUCCAACAUUUUAUAAAUGAAACGUUACACCAAAUACCCAAAGAUGCGUCACCCUUACGCUCUCUCCCCAUCCUUGCCCCCAAAUCCCUCCUGACGUGAUUAUAGGUGUGAGUCCGACAUGUCGCUUUUUCGAACAAAUCAUGAAAUGGAUUUUAAGUCACUAUUAAAGAUGCUUUUGGUUUAGUUUCCUAAUUGGCCAUUAGACGGGGAAGUUGAUGCGGCCACUGAACGAGGACGGAUCGAUGCGCUGAGGCCACAGAGAGGAACGAAGUGGCAUCUCAGCCUGUUGUGGGGAUAUGAAGCAAUAUAGUGCCUCGACCAUCUAUUUAUUUAUUUUUUUAUCAUUUAUGUUCCUCUUGUGUUGGACUAAGGGUUUGCCGUUGUUGCACUUGUGUUUAUUUAUUUAAAUGAAUCCUACGAAUUUAACCUAUUUUUCAUUAAAAAAAUAUAGUUGUCUCACAUGUGCUCACUAUAUAUCCUGUUCAUUGUCACUAAAUUGUGGGUAAUGGCUCGUUAAGAACCACACAUCACUGUAAGUAAUUGGGGUAUUCAUGUCAUGAGGGCUGGUAUUUUCCAAAUAAAAAUGGUGUAAUCAAAACUAU
Cyclopterus lumpus (lumpfish) is the source of this 5647-nucleotide messenger RNA. RefSeq names its product trafficking kinesin-binding protein 1-like. NCBI's taxonomy places the organism in Eukaryota, Metazoa, Chordata, Actinopteri, Perciformes, Cyclopteridae. The transcript is spliced from 19 exons. The record is from RefSeq and is a predicted model, not a curated record. Gene Ontology annotation, cellular component: dendrite. Bases 905 to 3484 code for a protein of 859 amino acids. Gene Ontology annotation, biological process: neurogenesis; endosome to lysosome transport; anterograde axonal transport of mitochondrion. Gene Ontology annotation, molecular function: GABA receptor binding.